AUAUAGACUCAGUCAUCGUCUUCAACCUCACAAGCUACAAAAGAAAAUUCCGACCAGCCAUUUUAACGCACGUCUCAAAUUAUCCCGAAACAACAUUCCAGAAAAGCUCUCAUCCAAUGUCGUCCAACAGAGGUCAGCGAACGCUUGAUUCGUGGAUAAAAUCGAGACCAUCAAGACCAGUUGCUUCAACAUCUCAAGCAUCUUCAUCAAGAGGGGCUUCAUCAAACCAGCACCCAUAUCCAUCCAGAAGUAGACGCGACGAUCCAUACAGACGCGGAGUUGCGCUCGCAGCUAUAGCAAAGGAAACGCUGACAGUCCUCCCUGGUAUCCUUUCUCAGUUGCCAAAUCUCGACGCCAACAGAUCAGAGAAGCUUGAGAUCCACCACCUACCUCCGCUUACAGCUGCCGAAUGUCCCAGACGGACACCAUCAGGGAAAGCAUCUAUUAGGAUUUCCAACGAUGACAGUUUCAACGCGGCUAUACACCUUGCGGACCUCAAAGGACCCGCAUCAGGUCGCGUCGCGGUGCUGAAUAUGGCAAGCCAUGUCAGCCCUGGUGGAGGAUGGUUGAAAGGAGCGCGUGCUCAAGAGGAAGCGUUAUGCUAUCGAAGCUCGCUGUCUCUUUCGCUACAUCGAAGAUAUUACCCAUGGAGGCAACGCAUGGGUAUCUACACCCCUGAUGUUGUCAUUAUCCGCUCCGAUCAGGAAACUGGACACCAGCUUCUCAUGCCUACUAUCCAAGCCCGGAAUUUGCCCGUCGUCAGCGUUCUCAGCAUCGCAGCCCUACGCACACCACCCGUCAGGAAAAUUAUGUUAAACACACCCAAAGGUCCUGUGGCCAGUGAAACAUAUGCAAACUCUGCUGAUCGCGACCUCACCAAGCUCAAGAUGAGAUUAUGCCUUCGAAUGGCGGCACGACGUAACCACGGCUUGCUUGUGCUUGGUGCCUUGGGAUGCGGCGCGUUUAGGAACCCGCCGAAGGAGGUUGCUCGUUGUUGGCUAGAGGUGCUUAAGGAGCCCGAAUUUCAAGGCGGCUGGUGGGAAGAGGUUUGGUUUGCUGUGUAUGAUAGGAGAGGUGAGGGUAAUUUGGAGAUUUUCGAGGAGAUACUUGGUGGUGUUGAGGUCUGAGAUGAGGAUAUAGACAAGAUCUGAGAAGCAUGAGCAUGUUUGCAGAAGCACUGAGCAUCAGUUUAGGCGUAAGCCAAAUGUACUCGUUUUUUCUUUUCUUCUCAUUUGAUGUUAUUUUAUGCACACCAAGUGAAUUCCUUUUUCAUCCCUAGCCCCCAAGGAAAGCAAUCGUCAAAAGGGACUGGCUGUAAUCGCAAGACAAGCUUAUAUUGUCAAGAACAGAAUCGUACCUCUUCCAAUCUCCCAAUCUCAGAGUGCCAAAUAUAACCAAAC
This is a messenger RNA of Fusarium odoratissimum NRRL 54006, 1400 nucleotides long. RefSeq lists its product as uncharacterized. Bases 117 to 1127 code for a protein of 336 amino acids. Lineage: Eukaryota; Fungi; Ascomycota; Sordariomycetes; Hypocreales; Nectriaceae. The record is from RefSeq and is a predicted model, not a curated record. The transcript has a single exon.